This is a messenger RNA of Camponotus floridanus (Florida carpenter ant), 1369 nucleotides long. RefSeq names its product probable allantoicase. Gene Ontology annotation, biological process: allantoin catabolic process. Gene Ontology annotation, molecular function: allantoicase activity. The transcript has 8 exons. Bases 77 to 1216 code for a protein of 379 amino acids. The record is from RefSeq and is a predicted model, not a curated record. NCBI's taxonomy places the organism in Eukaryota, Metazoa, Arthropoda, Insecta, Hymenoptera, Formicidae.
UUAGCGAAAACAGAUAAGAUUAGAAGCGUGCAGAAAUCUCAAUUCAAUCUCAAAUUUCAUCUCAAAAAAGUCUAAAAUGAACGACAUAACAGAAUUGUGUGAAUUGUCAUCUGAAAUUAAUGGUGCCAAAAUUAUAUUUGCAACCAAUGAUACUUUCGGCCUAGCUGAAAAUCUACUUAAAGAGACUGAACCUAAAAAACAGAAAUCAAAAGUGAAUGGAUAUGAAAUUAUGGAUGCGUGGAUAUCUCGAAAAAAACAAAUAUUUUAUGAACAUGAUUUUGUAAUUAUUAAAUUAGCGACGAGAGCUGAAAUACAUUUCAUUUGUGUAGAUACUGCUCUUCUUAUCGACAAUUUUGCACCUGAAUUUUCUGUACAAGCUGGCAAAUUAUUAUUAGAUCCCGAUAUUCCUCAACGUAAACAUAACUUAAACAAUUCUGCCAACAACGAAGACUGGGAAUGUAUUACGCAGUACAAUUCAGAGUCAUGGUUACAGAUAAUCCCGCGACAACCUUUAAAUCCUGGUUAUUCAUCGUUGAGUAAAAAGUAUUUUAUGAUACCGUCGAAAGGAGAAGAAUACUCUCAUGUACGGCUUAACGUCUUCUCAGAUGGUGGCAUAAGUAGACUACGUGUUUACGGGAAAGUGACGAAACCCAUUUUUAUACCCCCAGCUCUGAACAUGCAGAUUGAUCUUGUCUCCAAGAUUUAUGGUGGUAAAUGUAUAUCAUAUAGUAGUUGUUGCAACAACAAACAUCCUAAUAACUUGAUCAAGCCUUCAGAAAGCAUUAACGAUGAAGAUGGUUGGCAAACUGUGAGACGUCUUAUUAGAUUCCCUAAAGAUUUUUCAAAUAGUGCUACAAAUUUAUUUAAUUACUUCGUUGAUGAGACACUCGGAGAAGAAUGGGCUGUAUUUCAACUUUCAAAAAAAUAUAAUAGUAUAAUCGAUUCUAUCAUACUCGAUACAUCAUUUUGCGUAGGCAAAGAGCCGUACGUUGUACAAGUGCAAGGGAUUACAGAAGACGUUUGUCUAAAUGAUACAACUAAUAUAAAUAAUAAACUAUGGCAGAAUAUUAUACCGUGUACUAUCGUGAAUGUUGGCACUAAACAACUAAUUCUUACGCAAAAUCAGACUAAGAACAUGGCUUAUGUGAAACUUUUGAUUAAACCGAAUGGCUGUAUAUCUAGAUUCCGUGUUUUAGGAAAAUUCCGAGAAUAUUAAAUUCCGGAAAUUUAGGAAUAAUGGAAUAAUAACAUAUUUAGGAAUAAUAACAUAUUUAGUAAAAAUGGAAAAUCUGAUUUAGAAUAAUUCGAUAAUGAUGAAACACAAAUUAUCGCGUUUAUCCAACUGGAAAAGAGAUAUUGCUGCUCAUUA